CCCGAAUUUUGUGUUCUUGUCUCCGACCCCAGUCGGUCCGAAUACUCUUCGUCUGAUUCUUAAGGACCUGCUCUGGGCGCACCAUCUCUUUUAACCCAUCUAGCCGUUCUGCAUUGCUGAGUCUUGCAACUUACAAGUAGUCUAGAGACUAGGAUCCAUUCUCGAAUGAGUCCAGAUGUCUCGACCACGACAUUUUCCUCCUAUGGUUGGACUUCGAACCGAUACACGAAUAUCGGUUCUAGCACUUUCGGGCCGUCUACGUCGUCGUCGCCCACAAGUUCGCAUCAACUGUCACAGGAUCGCGGUACCGCAUCCUUAUACGCAUCCACAUCCGCGUCGACAUCGACAUCUACAAGCAAACCAGCAGACCAAGCAGGUAGCUCUGGUCAUGAGAGAGAAGGUGGAGAGGGAAAGCCAAGUGGAAAGGGGAAGGAGAAGAUCAAAGACUUCAACCAUUUCGUACGCUCGGGAGUCGCGGGUGGAAUUGCUGGGUGCGUGGCCAAGACGGUCGUUGCGCCUCUAGAUAGAGUCAAGAUUUUGUUUCAAGCAUCGAAUCCUGAUUUUCAAAAGUAUGCUGGCUCAUGGUCUGGUGCACUUCGCGCUGGCGCCGAGAUAUAUAAUUCUUCUGGUGUGCGUGGGCUCUUGCAAGGCCAUUCGGCGACACUGCUGCGUGUCUUUCCCUACGCUGCGGUGAAGUUCGUGGCGUAUGACCAGGUUCAUGACACCCUCAUGCCAACUCCUGCGCAUGAGACGAAUUUUCGACGGUUCUCAGCUGGAGCUAUCUCCGGCGCCAUCUCCGUCUUUCUCACAUAUCCCCUUGAGCUCAUCCGUGUAAGGAUGGCGUUCGCCACCACGCCUGCUUUCGCAGCCGAUCUGGUCUCCGCUGGACGACGAAGGCCGUCUUUUAUCAGCGUCGCACGACAUAUAUAUUCGGAGGGCGCGCUACCGACCGCCUCCGCAUCCACUUCCACACAUUCAUCGGCAUUAUCGUCUUCACAGUUCACACACACCAAUCAUGUACCACAACCUCCCGCACCAACGGCCGCAGCAUCAAUACAACCGACUCGCCGUAUCUUCCACACCUUUCCCCUCCUGAAAUUUUAUCGAGGAUUCACACCUUCGCUCGUAGGCAUGAUACCCUACGCCGGGACGUCAUUCCUUGCCUGGGGAUUUCUCCGAGCUCAUUUCCUCCCACCACCACCGUCUUCUCCCGGUGACGGCGGUAUCAAAGAUAAGAACACCCGAGCGAAACCCAAACCACUCACAGACCUCGCCAUCGGCGCCGUCUCCGGCGCGCUCGCCCAAACCGUAUCUUAUCCCUUCGAAGUCGUCAGGCGUCGAAUGCAAGUAGGCGGGCUACGGAGUCCGGAGCGAUGGCUUGGGUGGCGCGAAACUAUUGUUGACGUGUAUAAGAAGGCGAAGGCGGAGAAUGCUGGGAAGAGCGGGUGGUGGAGGAGAGCGGGGUGGAGGGGUUUCUAUGUGGGGUUGGGGAUUGGGUAUUUGAAGGUGGUGCCGAUGAAUGCGGUCAGUUUUGCGGUUUGGGUGGGGAUGAAGAGGGUGUUGGAUGUGUAGAUGUGGGGAUAGAAGAGGUUGGAUUGUUUGUUGAUGUGGAGAGUGGUGUUGUAGGAUUCGUUGGACGAAGGCUAGCUUUACGGUGCUUUGCACCGUCGCAAGAAAUUGACAUU
Molecule: messenger RNA, 1685 nt
Organism: Stereum hirsutum FP-91666 SS1
Lineage: Eukaryota; Fungi; Basidiomycota; Agaricomycetes; Russulales; Stereaceae
Product: mitochondrial carrier
Exons: 5
Coding region: 166-1572 (468 amino acids)
Biological process (GO): transmembrane transport
Source: RefSeq, a predicted model, not a curated record